Messenger RNA from Mangifera indica (mango), 2046 nucleotides. RefSeq names its product long chain base biosynthesis protein 1-like. NCBI's taxonomy places the organism in Eukaryota, Viridiplantae, Streptophyta, Magnoliopsida, Sapindales, Anacardiaceae. Gene Ontology annotation, cellular component: endoplasmic reticulum. The transcript has 13 exons. The coding region runs from base 374 to 1825 and encodes 483 amino acids. Gene Ontology annotation, molecular function: serine C-palmitoyltransferase activity; pyridoxal phosphate binding. The record is from RefSeq and is a predicted model, not a curated record. Gene Ontology annotation, biological process: ceramide biosynthetic process; sphingosine biosynthetic process.
UAUGAUUUUUCACGGUUGUUGGACUUUUCUUUUGGGUCCGGAAUUUACUAAUUAGGAUUUCAACAAAAGCAGCCUUAGAUUUUCAAAUGGUUGCACGAAUAACAAGCGAAAAUCAAAUCAUUCUCUAGUUAAUUGGACUGAUAAUUAUUAAAAAAAAAAACAAAGAGAGAAAGCCGAAUCUGAGAGAGAGACAGCUAGUCUCUAUUGGUCUCGACUCGUCGAACGCGUUAAUGCGUCUCCUGCUUCUAAGCUUCUUUACAGUGAACGAUAAUGGAUGCUUGCAGGUUAUUUCAUUGGGUGAGCGUUGAGAGAUUGUACUUGAGCGAUGUUUGAAGCUUCUCUACUAAUCAAAUUGUGAUAUAUUUUGCACAAAAUGGAAUCACUUCAUUUCAAAUUAGUUAAUACAACACUGAACUGGGUGACCUUGGCUCUAGAUGCUCCUUCUGCCCGAGCUGUUGUUUUUGGAGUGCACAUUGGCGGCCAUUUGUUUGUUGAACUUCUUCUUCUUGUGGUCAUUCUUUUCCUACUUUCCCAGAAAAGUUACAAACCUCCCAAGCGCCCACUCACGAAGAAGGAAAUAGAUGAGCUAUGCGAUGAGUGGGUUCCAGAAUCCCUUAUUCCUCCUAUCACGGAAGAGAUGCGAUAUGAAUCCCCAGUACUGGAAAGUGCUGCUGGGCCACAUACAAUAAUUAACGGAAAAGAAGUUGUGAAUUUUGCUUCAGCAAAUUAUCUUGGAUUUAUUGGACACAAGAAGUUACUUGAAUCAUGCACCUCUGCAUUGGAGAAAUAUGGUGUUGGUUCUUGUGGUCCUCGUGGCUUCUAUGGAACGAUAGAUGUUCAUCUUGAUUGUGAGGCCAGAAUUGCCAAGUUUUUGGGAACUCCUGAUUCAAUCCUCUAUUCUUAUGGACUUUCUACCAUGUUCAGUGCAAUUCCCUGUUUCUGUAAAAAAGGAGAUCUUAUUGUUGUGGAUGAGGGAGUGCAUUGGGGAAUACAAAAUGGCCUUUAUCUAUCUAGAAGUACCAUUGUAUACUUCAAGCACAAUGAUAUGGAAUCAUUACGAAAAACUCUGGAAAGAGUUACUGCAGAGAAUAAGCGUGCUGAGAAACUGCGGCGUUACAUUGUGGUUGAAGCCGUGUACCAGAAUUCGGGCCAAAUAGCUCCGUUGGAUGAGAUAAUCAGAUUGAAGGAGAAAUAUCGGUUCCGUGUUGUGUUGGAUGAAAGUAAUUCAUUUGGUGUACUUGGAUCAUCUGGAAGAGGCCUUACUGAACACCAUGGGGUUCCAAUUGAGAAGAUAGAUAUUAUAACAGCUGCUAUGGGGCAUGCAUUAGCCACCGAAGGAGGAUUCUGCACUGGAAGUAGUAGAGUGGUUGAUCACCAACGUUUGAGCAGUUCUGGUUAUGUUUUUUCUGCUUCUUUGCCUCCAUAUCUUGCAAGUGCUGCAAUUACUGCUAUUGAUGUCCUCGACGAAAACCCAAAUCUGAUAACAAAGCUAAAGGAAAACAUUGCUGUAUUAUGGAAAGGUUUAUCGGACAUUUGUGGCCUGACAAUUGCAAGCAAUCCAGAAUCACCUAUUGUGUUUCUUAGACUUGAAAAGUCAACAGGGUCACAAAAAAGUGACCUUCAGCUGCUUGAAGAUAUUGCCGAUCGUGCUUUGAAGGAAGACUCAGUGUUGAUAGUGGCUUCAAAAAGAUCCGUACUUGAUAAAUGCUGUCUGCCAGUAGGAGUUAGGUUAUUUGUUUCUGCUGCUCAUACAGAGUCUGAUCUGAAGAAAGCAUUCGAGUCAUUAAAGAGAGUUUCAGCAGCGGUGCUGAGGGAUUAUAAUUGACUGCUGCACAUGGCAUCUUUUUCUCUUUUGAGCAAGUUGGAUAACAUCAGAUUUCUCUCAAAUGGCAUUAUUUGUUGAACAAUUUUGUAUCGUGAAUGUUGGUAGUUUGUAUCACUCCUUGUGUUCAUUUUGACUUUGAGAUUUUUUUCAUUUUUUUGUUAUUAUUUGGCAUGGAGAAUUUAUAAUUCGUAAUAUAAGUUGAUUAGACCUUGUUACAAGAA